ACAGACAUUAAUUUACGAUUAGUUGUUGCACACGAGUCAUGUUUGAAUUUGUUUACAUUUUAAAUUAAAUCAUACUAUGUUGAUUUUAUUAUUUAAGAAGAGAAAAAUGUAAUUUUGAGGGAAUUACUUGAAGUAAUUUUUACUAUUAUUUUAUUGAUUCCGUAAGAAAUUAUUCAAUGUUUACUUUUAUUAAGAUGCACAAUCAAAAUCAUUACAAUCCAUAACAAAACGCUUUCUGAUGUUCGGAUACGAGUUUCGAGGGAUAAACUAACAAAAAAAGGUGUUUUUUCUAUUGUUCAUUCGUUCGUUUGUAGAGCUAGAGAUAAAUCAUUCAUUCAAUUUAACAGGCUUCCUGAAGACUGUGUUUACGUAAAUAAAAUAAUUAGAAUUUCAUAAAAUGAAUUUUACACUUAUCAGGAACUUAUUCAGAAACACAGCAGCAUUAUGCUACCGCUCACAAAAUACUUCACACGUUUGCGCUGUUGCAGAAGCUAAAAAGAUACAUACGACAAAUUGUAACCGGGAUCUUAUGGAAUUUUUUGAUGCAAAGAAGAACUGGGGUGAGCAAACUAUUAAGGUAGGAAGAGCUUGGAAUCUGGACGAGUUAAGGAUAAAGUCUAACACAGAUUUGCACAAACUCUGGUAUGUAUUAUUAAAGGAGAGAAAUAUGUUGUUCACAAUGGAACAGGAAUGCAAUGAAAAGAUGCGUUUAUUCCCCAGUCCUGAACGGAUAGACAAAGUCCAAGAGUCUAUGGAAAAUAUUGAGAAAGUAAUAAGAGAAAGGAACGUCGCAUAUUAUAAAUUAGAGACUGGGGAAACCGGUGAACGACCAGUGGAAGAAAUUGUGAAUCUUUUGGGUUUGCCCGAAGAGUACAGGAAGCAAGAGUAUUAUAUCCCUAAGUUUAUGAAUAUUCGUUGGGUCAAGAACUAUUACGAACACGGUGUAGUAACUAGCCUUGCAGUGAAGAAAUUUCUCAGAUUAUAUAGAGAGAAACAGAGGGUGGAGGCAAAAAAGGCGAGAAACAGAGACUACAACCAUGUUCAGCAUUUGUUGAAGAGAUUUCCGAAUGUAGAUGUGGAGGCAUUGAAAGCACAGUAUCCUGAUGUGGAUUUAGAGAAAGCAAAGCGUACUAAAAAGUGAAUAAAAACUGGCAUCAUAGA
Messenger RNA from Hyposmocoma kahamanoa, 1161 nucleotides. RefSeq names its product 39S ribosomal protein L47, mitochondrial (gene mRpL47). Gene Ontology annotation, molecular function: structural constituent of ribosome. The coding region runs from base 398 to 1141 and encodes 247 amino acids. The transcript is spliced from 2 exons. Gene Ontology annotation, cellular component: mitochondrial ribosome; mitochondrial large ribosomal subunit. Gene Ontology annotation, biological process: mitochondrial translation. Lineage: Eukaryota; Metazoa; Arthropoda; Insecta; Lepidoptera; Cosmopterigidae. The record is from RefSeq and is a predicted model, not a curated record.